GCGCCGACUCAUCCUUCUCGGGGAACGCGCUUUCAUGGCACGAGCGCGCGCGAAGCGGUGUGCAGAUGUGUCGCAGAUUUUGUAAAGUCACUGAGUCCUGGGGAAGUCGCUCCAGAUACACCGGCCUCUGAAAGUGGCAGCAAACCGAAGCGGCGACAGAGAAGAGGGAGCCGAGGCACGCGCCCUCAAUAACAGUUACCGUUAGCUUAGUUUGUGAGGGAGAAGGACGGACGUUAGUUUGACAGUAAAAUCCCCACGGAGGAUUGGUGCGCGCGAGAGAUGGAGCUCUCUGCCAUUGGAGAGCAAGUGUUUGCCGUGGAAUCAAUUCUGAAGAAAAGACUCCGAAAGGGUAAUGUGGAGUACCUGCUGAAGUGGAAAGGAUGGCCUCCAAAGUACAGCACCUGGGAACCUGAGGAGCACAUCCUGGACCGGCGCCUGGUGCAGGCGUUCGAGGACAAAGAAGAGAAAGACAGAGUCAUUGGCCACAGGAGGAAAGGAUCCAAGUCAAAACGACUCCUGCUGCAGAACACCGUUUACACCAUGGAUCUCCGCAGCGCUCACAAGAUUCCCGCCAAGCCUCCUCCUCGCCUGCAUCUCUCUCUGACGCGCUCCCUGGUUCCUGACGACGAGGAGGAUGAGGAUGGGGCCUGCGUUCCUUCUCGAACGCAUCGAAAGAGCAAGCAGAGCAGACGACUUAGCUUAAACCUCCAGGGUCCCUCACAAGAGGCCUGGGAGGAGGAGGAAGAGGAGGAGAACAGUGCAGAGGAUAGUGAACACAGAGAGGAAGAGGAGGCUGAGAUGGGAGAAGGUGUUUUUAACGGACACAGGGGCCCAGAUAACUGGAGCACAGCAGUGGGGUCCGGCGGCUCAGACAAACUGUGGCGACCCAUGGUGGCCCCAGGAGAGGUGACAGUCACAGACGUCACCCUCAAUGCCCUCACAGUGACCUUCAGGGAGUCCAGAGCGGCCAGAGGAUUCUUCCGGGACUGGGGCCUGGAGGUGUGGGAGCAGGUGGGUGAUGGGGCCCCUCAGAGCUGCUGGAGGCACUGACUCUGACACGCUACUGGAGCCGCUCGGUUUAUACGCACAGAGUCAGCAGUGCCUUACAAAAGUAUUCACACCCCUUGCACUUGUCCACUUUUCAUCAUGUCACAACCGUAGACGUCGCUGUGUAAUAUGUGGAUUUAAUGAGACAGACCAACACACAGGGUAGAUAUAGAAAAUCAAAAGAGAAUGAGGUCUGGUUGUCAACAUUUUUUACAAUUAAAAGUCUAAAUUUAAGUGUGGCAUCCAUUUUGAAUUCCCUACAACAGCUCUAACAGUGUUGCCAGAUUAGACGAGUUUCCUUUUUUGGGGCUGGAUAGAGCAGCUUGUGGGGGUCUGUUAAAGUCAGAGCUGCUUCUCGCAACAUUUGGCAGGUUUUUAGAAAGUGUUCAGAGGAAAACUCUGUAAAUAUAGCUGUCAGUGUGUAGCAGAAAAGCACUAAACAUAUAGAAAUGCUGGGUCCUCGCUCUCAUUUUGUCAGUUCAUUUAUUAUGAAACGUAACAUCACGUCAUAAUAUGUGAUAUCGGUUCUGGUAGAAAACACUUUUCAGAUUUUGACAAGUAAGAGUGUUAAACCGUGAUUUACUUUUCCCUUCUCAAUUAUGCUCCACUCUGUGUUGGUCUCUCCUGUAAAAUGGCAACAAAGCACAAGAGUUACGGUUUAAACAUGACCAAAAGCUGGAAAUCUUCAAAAUGUAUGAAUAUUUUUGCAAUGUAUGGUUGAUCUGGUCACUUUAAGUGGAAUACAUCGGAGUUCAAACCCAUCAAGUACUUGUAGCUGACAGGAAGGAAAUGACACAAGCGCAGACAGCUGAGAGCAGCUGGUGAUUGGCUUAAAGGUUUUCUUCAUUCCAGUGAAUCAUAACAUACAUAAAAAAAAAACAUUUUAAAUAACACUUUUCUGUUUAAGCUGGUGGACAGUUAUUUCCAGCAAUAAAACCUCUUUACUGAUGAAAACAUACAGACUUCUUGACCAGAUGAAAUAGUUUUAUUGUUUUUGCUCAAUCCAGAAAACAUUAGUUUCCAAAAGGGUUGCUUCAUUUAGCUUGUGACAUUUUCUUUCUGUCAUGGAGGGUUCUCCAUCCAUCCAUCCAUCUCUCCACCCACCUAUCCAUCCAUCCUUUUCUUUAUCCCGUCGGGGUCAGGAGGGGUGCUGAUGCCUAUCUCCAGCUGUCAACACCCUGGACAGGAUGCCAGUCCAUCGUAGGGAGCGUUCUCCCACAUCCACUAAGCAAUGCAGAUAAAACUGUUACCGUCAUGCUGGUUGAGUUAACCAAGUUACCUAGAACGUGGAGGAAGAAUCAGCUUUUGACAGAGAAAUAUGUAGUCAGAAGAGGGAAUUUUAAAACAAUGUUUUUGUAUCUCCAGUGAACUGAGGACCUGCAGGGUCUAAAUGUAACCCAACUACAGACUUGCGUUAGUUUUUCUUUCCCACACCAUGGUUUCAGACUCUGACUCACUCUUACAGUAAAGUGUGUCAAAUUUAACACCACAACAACCUCAAGGACCCAUUAGCUAUCUGAUGCUAAAGUGGAGCUGAUGAGGAGGAAAACUCAUCAGCCAGCACCUAGCUAACGUUUUAACAGCUAGCUAGGAGCCAUAUUUGUAUUUCUUUACAUUUCUUUUCAACAUACUUGAUUAAUUGAACAUUUAAUAUCCAAUCAACCUUAUUUUGAAAGAAUAUUUUCUCACUUGAAAUUGUGUAAUUUAUAGCAAAAUAUUCGCAUAAAAUGCAGCUAUAUUAUAUAUAAGACGAGGAAAUGCACUUUCUAACAUAUCAGAAUGAAUUGGAGCUCUGGUGACUAACUAGAAGGGAUCUGGGUGAAGUAGAGGAGUCCUCUGCGCUUGUCAACACAGCCACUGGUUCCUCUCUUCCCUCUUCCACCGUUAUCCUGGACCCAGACAUGUUGUACAUACUCCAAACUACCUAGUCUGGGUUUGUAGCGUUUCAAAGUCUACUGAGAGACGAUUGGAUCCGCCCGCAUGCCUCUCUCCUCUCUCCUCUAGUGCAAAGACGCACAGCAUAGUUUCUCUCAACCACCCAGCUCUGCGUCAUGAAACCACAAAGCAGAAGCCACAAACGGACCAAACUCUGAAACCACAUGGCAGAAUGUAUUAUGGUGGUGUGUUAACACAGUCACACUGGUGUGUGUCCAUCAGAGCUUGACCAGAAGUUUCAUUACAGUUUCAAGAGUUUCAGAAUCUCAACGUUACAACGAUUGUGUAACGUUACCAGGCUGAUGUAUUUGAUUUUAUCUGCUGUUUGCAGGUUUAGAUUUAAAAAAAAACACAAACAGAAACAAUUCUGACCUUUAUUCUACAAACAAAAAUAAAUAAAAAAACGUGCAAAAGUAUUCACAUUCCUUGAGGUUUUUCACGUUUUGUCACGUCACAACCACGAUCUCCACCGUGUACUACUGAGGGGUUUAUGUGCCAGACCCACACAGAAUGGUGGGGCUGCGAAUAACUAUCACUUUAGUUAUUGAUUAUUCUGAUGAUUGAUCAAUUAGUCUGACUAAACCAUCGCUACAUUAACCAUUUAAGGAUUUUUUCUACAAUAUCAAAAAUGCAUUGAAAGAUGCAAAUAAACAAAUAAUUCAGUUCCAUUUCUAAAUGAGAAGUUAAAAGUUUGAUUGCUUAAAAUGCAUUCUUUUACAUCAUUUGGAUGCAUCUGCAGCAGAACAAUAUUUCUAACAUUAACAUGUGAAAAGCUCAGCUCAUUUCUGCUUCCCUUAAUAUCAAUACAGUGUAAAGCUGAUCUGUUGACGAGUUUUUGGAUUAAAUGAUUACUUAAAAUGUGCUCAAUGGAUUUGAUUUCAAAACACUUGGAUCAGACAAAGCUAAGACUACGCUACUGGAGGAGUUCUGUGUAGAACAUAUUUAUAGACAGAAACAUUUUUUAUCUUAAAUGUAAAAUGUAUAUAUUUUUUAGCUUAAUUACUGCUCUGAAUAUGUUGUUCUUUCAGCAAUUGGCCUCUGCUCGAGUCUGUAUGCUCUAGUUAACAAUUAAUCGAUUAAUAAAUUAGUUGACAAUUGUUACCGAUUAAUCGCUUCAGUCCUAUGGAACUGUGUGCAUUUGAAAUCAGCCCCACUUACUUUGCUACCUAUAAAUAAACUCAGAAGGCACUUUGAGUUCACAGAGUCAUGCAUAUGUGGAAAUCGCUGCAUGAACUCAGCUUCACAAGAUUUGUUCCAGAACAAUCUACGUAUACACUACUUAGUGUUGGUCUAUUGUAUAAAAAACUAUUAAAAUACGCUGAUGUUUAUGAGUGUAAUGUGACAAAGUGUUAAAGAGUUCCAGGGUUGUGAGGCGCUGCACAUUUAACGACCCAGUAGCUUUAGCCAGACUCUGUGAACAAGAUCUGAGGCCAUGUCCUGAUGAUGAUGAUGAUGAUGAUGAUGAUGGACUUUUUAUCAGUGAAAAUGAAAGUGCCUACCGCUGCACUGUUUGUUUCGAUGUAACCGUGGCGCUUUUAAGAAUAAUAUCUCUCCACAUGACUAUUUAUUUAUUUUUCUCCUCUCCACUGAUGUAAGAUAGAAACUGUUGCCUGGAGACCGCCUGGUUGGACCGUAAGCAGAAACACAUUUUUCUAUGUCAUUUUUCUACAUUGACCUGAAUGUAUAUUGAUUAUGUAUGGGUCCUGCAUAUAACUGCACAUGAUUGUUUUCUACAGUUUGUUAAAACCAAGAUUCCAUUUACAGAGUAGCUGUGCUGAUGUGAUAGAACAAGCGCCCCCUACAGGGCUUCAUGUUGCCUCCUGUUGUCGCUUGCGCCGCAUGUCCACCACCGAGCGCAGAAGCUAAGCACUGUACCGCGAUGUGAAUCCGCACAUUACCUGCUCCAGUCUAUCAAGUGCUGUCGUGUUUCGACUGCUUGUUGGGAAACAUGAAAAUAAAUGUUGCACAUGUUUACUAUGA
Messenger RNA from Xiphophorus couchianus (Monterrey platyfish), 4962 nucleotides. It is a transcript of the gene cbx7b, whose product is annotated as chromobox homolog 7b. The record is from RefSeq and is a predicted model, not a curated record. The coding region runs from base 280 to 1050 and encodes 256 amino acids. Gene Ontology annotation, cellular component: PRC1 complex. Lineage: Eukaryota; Metazoa; Chordata; Actinopteri; Cyprinodontiformes; Poeciliidae. The transcript has 6 exons. Gene Ontology annotation, biological process: negative regulation of transcription by RNA polymerase II.